Aspergillus saccharolyticus JOP 1030-1 is the source of this 162-nucleotide messenger RNA. RefSeq lists its product as uncharacterized. NCBI's taxonomy places the organism in Eukaryota, Fungi, Ascomycota, Eurotiomycetes, Eurotiales, Aspergillaceae. The record is from RefSeq and is a predicted model, not a curated record. The coding region runs from base 1 to 162 and encodes 53 amino acids. The transcript is spliced from 2 exons.
AUGCCCGUCAUGCUCCGCAAACGCACAUUCUACGACGAUUACUGGCAAAACAAGCGCGUUCAUCCGGAGCGGAUCAAGGAUGUGCCCCCCCCUACGUUCCGCAAAGCCCAGAGCACGGGGGUGGACUUUAUGCGACCGACAGCGCCGGAUGACGAGAACUAA